Molecule: messenger RNA, 3202 nt
Organism: Argiope bruennichi
Lineage: Eukaryota; Metazoa; Arthropoda; Arachnida; Araneae; Araneidae
Product: gastrula zinc finger protein xLCGF3.1-like
Exons: 3
Coding region: 833-1999 (388 amino acids)
Biological process (GO): regulation of transcription by RNA polymerase II
Cellular component (GO): nucleus
Molecular function (GO): RNA polymerase II transcription regulatory region sequence-specific DNA binding; DNA-binding transcription factor activity, RNA polymerase II-specific
Source: RefSeq, a predicted model, not a curated record
GUUAACAUUGUAUGAUCGUUCUUUCGCUAUCCGCUUCUCAACGCCCAUCCCGGUUCAGUUGAAUCGUUAUAAAAAUGUAAAACAGUUAAAUCUGUUGCUCACUGAUACAUUAUUAAAAAGAUUGCAUGUAAGAGCUUUAUGUGAAAGAAUGUGACCUCUCUUUGAUUUGUUGAAUUCCAAAAUUGCGUUGUCACGAAUCUAAUGCCUUGCUAAUGAGAAAAGCUGAUAAAUCAUCAUAUUUUUCGCAAUAAAAUUGGCUACAAUAAGAAAGGAUUGACUUUUGAAAGAUCCACAAUCCGAACUUGCAACAUACAACUUAUCUCGAUGGAAUCGAGAAUCAUGAAAUAAUAAAUUCCCUAAUGCAACUGUUUUGAAAAUUUUAAUUAAGCUAUAAUUUUUAUUAUUUAUUAGUGCAUAUGGGUGAGUAUUGUUACUCACAUAUACAAAGAAAUUUUAUUCUUAUGACCCAUGCUAUAAAACAUUCUUCCAAAAAUUACAUUCAAAAUUUUCUUUUUUGAUUAAAAUAAUGAAGAAACAUCAUUUUUGACAUAUAUGGACAACGGCAUUUAAAUUGUGUCCAUCACGGAAAUUUUAUUGGCAAACUGGAAUUAAAGAGUUGUCUCGUGCUUGUGUUAUACAGAAAAAAAUGUUUCACAAACAGAAUUUUUUCGUUGCCCACUUAAUGAAAAAACCAUAUGGUUGAAAAUUUUGCGAUAUUUUCUCAGCUUCCGAAUUUAAGAAAAGUUUACUGGUGCAUACUAAAGAGAAAACACAUACAUGUGACAUUUGUGGCAAAGAAAUUUUUCAACGGUCACAUUAAAAAAUUCAUUUAAUGUCGCAUAGGAACGAGGAAUCCUACCCUUGCAACUUCUGCAACAAAGUCUUUUCUAUGAUUUCCAAAUUCAAAAGACAUUUACGGACGCAUACACAAGAGAAACUGUUUGCAUGCGAGUUUUGCAAGAAAGCCUUUUCAAGGAAUGAGCUUCUAAAACUACACUUGCGUCUGCAUACGGGAGAGAAACCGUAUACAUGUGAAUUUUGUUGCAAAUCCUUUUCGGAUAGGACGCAUUUCAAAACACAUUUACGGACGCAUACGGGAGAGAAACCAUAUACAUGCGAGUUUUGCGACAAAGCCUUUAGCAGGAAGGGGCAUUUAAAAGUACACUGGCGUCUGCAUACAGGAGAGAAACCGUAUACCUGUGGCAUUUGUAGCAAACAAUUUUCGAAUAAUGGCAGUUUCAAAAGACAUUUACGUACACAUACCGGAGAGAAACCAUAUACAUGUGAGUUUUGUAACAAACCCUUUUCGGAUAACAAGAAUUUGAAAAGACAUUUACGGACGCAUAAACAAGAGGGACUGUUUACUUGCGAGUUUUGCAAGAAAGCUUUUUCCCAGAACGGGCAUUUAAAAGUACAUUUGCGUCUGCAUACGGGAGAGAAACCGUAUGCAUGUGAAUUUUGUUGCAAAUCCUUUUCAGAUAUGACGUGUUUCAAAACACAUUUACUCACGCAUACGGGAGAGAAACCAUAUACAUGUGAGUUUUGCGACAAAGCCUUUAGCAGGAAGGGGCAUUUAAAAGUACACUGGCGUCUGCAUACAGGAGAGAAACCGUAUACCUGUGGUAUUUGUAGCAAACCCUUUACGGAUAAGAGGUAUUUUAAAAGACAUUUAGAUACGCAUACAGGAGAGGAACCGUACACAUGUGAAUUUCGUAACGAACCUUUUUCGGAUAAGGGGAGUUUCAAAAUACAUUUACGAGCACAUACACAAGAGAAACUGUAUACAUGCGAGUUCUGCAAAAAAGCCUUUUCCCGGAACUGGAGUUUAAAAGUCCAUUUGCGUCUGCAUACGGGACAGAAACCGUAUACCUGUGACAUUUGUGACAAAUCCUUUUCGGUUAAGGGGAAUUUCAAAAGACAUUUACUGACGCAUGCGGGCGAGAAGCCAUAUUCAUGUGAAUUUUAUAACAAAUCCUUUUCGGAUCAGGGGACUUUGUAAAGUCAUUUAUGUAAGCAUACGGGGGAGAAACGAGAUUCAUGUGAAUUUUGUGACAAACUCUUUUCGAAUAAUGGGAAUUUCAAAAAAACAUUUACGUACGCAUACGAGAGAGAAACCAUAUAUAUGUGAUUUUUGUAAUAAACCCUUUUCGGAUAAUUGGAGUUUGAAAAGACACUUACGUACGCAUACUUGAGAGAAAACGUAGACAUGUGAAUUUUUAAUAAGACAUAUUCUCAGCAGUCAUAUUUAAAAACUCAUUUACGGACGCAUACGAAUGAUAAAUUCCAUGUUUGGAAAUUUUGUAACAAAGCCUUUACCGCAUCUAGUUUAAAUUUAUAUUUGCGGAUACAUAUGAUAAAGAAACCGUAUGUUUAUGAAAUUUGCAGUGAAGGGUUUUCUGAGCGGCAUGGAUUAAACUUGCAUUUCAUGAUCCAUUUGGAAAAGAAACAGUUUGCAGGCGACAUUUGCAGUAAACCACUUUUUCAGCAUUCUGAUUUAAACAUACAUCUGAGGACGGAUAUGAAUUUGAAACUUAUGGAUAUGACAUCUGUAAAUAUACAUUUUCUUGUAUAUAAAAUUUAACAGUUCACUUUCGAACCCAUACGAAAAAGCAUCCGUAUAUUCAUGUGAAUUUUUUAAUAUAAGAUAUUCUCAUUCCAUUUCUUUAAUGCAUUUGCCAAAUAUCAUAGAAAAUGAAUGAAUAUACAGUUCUGAUGUUGAACGCUUUUUAAUGGGAGAACUUCACUUCAUUUUAAAGAGAAAGACUUAUAAUAAUGAUUUUUUUUAGCAAGUUAAUGAUUCAGAAAACAUGGGCGAAAAAUAAAUAAAUAAAGGCUUUUUAUUUUACUCAAAUAUAUUGAAAUAAUCUCUUCUAGAAAUUCUAUUUUGUAGGACACAAUGCAUGCUCACUGUUAUUAUGCAGGGUAAUUCGAAUAUUUAAAUGAAUAUUUCAACCUUGCAGGGCUUUUGAAGUAAACGAAACAAAGUGAAAUCUUGUUGUUCGUCCGAAAUUAUAAAUAACAAUUAAAAACUUAAGAAAGUAAAUAACUGUUCAUUAGAAGCACCUCCAAAAAUAUGAACAAUAUCAAGACGAUACGAUCACUCAUCCCAUACCCUUGCAGUUUCUCCGAUAUCACGCUUUGAGAGCCUGAAGAUAAGCACGUUUUAAGUUUAUGAACAUCAUUUUUUAACGGGGGGGGGGGG